CCGGACAAGCACCGGUCGGGCACGGCCCAGCCCCAGGUCGGGUGCCCGGCACGGCGGGGCCGCCCUCCCAGCCCCGGGCGAGGCGGGGCGGUGCCGGCCCGGGGCGGGCGGGGGGCGGGAGGAGGCGCGGACCGACCCGCCCUCACCUGCCCCCGCCCCCUCGCCCACCUGGCCACAGCUCGGGCGGCCCCGCCGCGCUCGGCACCGCACCCGCCGCCGCGGCAGCAUGUUGCCCAGGGCAGCCUCGUCCAUGCCGCCGCCUCCCAACCCCUCUCCCUACUUCCCGCCUGCCCGGGUCACGCUGCCCUCCGGCCUGGAGAUCCUGCGCACCUUCUCGGGAGCCGUCAUCUUCCUGGAGAUCCUUUUUGGAACAAUAGUCUGGAUUUUGGUCGCUUCUACCCAAGUUCCGCUGCCACUGCUGCAGGGAUGGGUCAUGUUUGUAGCAGUGACUGCAUGGUUCCUGUCCAUUGUGUUCCUCUCUGUGUUCCUCUUCGGCUAUGCAAAUAGAAUUGCUGUCAACUGGAACCAGGCGGAUUUUAUUUUCCAUGGGGCUACUUUUGUCUUUUAUUUUGGAGCUUUUCUACUCCAAGCAGCAACUACAUCUCUGCAUCACUUUCCCCGCAAAUUCAAUUCCACCGCACAAGAGAGGAUUCUAACUGGUCAUGAAUAUAACAUCAGCAUAGCAGCUUCGAUUUUUGCCUUUGCAACAGCUGUUUGUUAUGGUUUCAGCACAGCCCUGGCAUUGAGGAGAUGGAGACUAAAUAAUAGUUGAAGAGAGAUUGACACCCAUGUGUUUCACUUCAGAUCAAAUUAAGUGCUACUUGUCUGUUUUACUGUAAUUCCAAAAAGACUUUUUUUCUGCUUAAAAUCUGUUUUAAAUGCAAAUAACCCUUAAUUAGGAUUUCCUCAACAAGUUUCCAUCUCUUCCCUUUCUAAUAUUUACUUUUAUUGUGUAUACAUUUUAAGUGUACUCGUAUGGUAUUAGGGAGUUCAGAGAUAAACAGACAUGUCAUUAGCAGACAGCAGAACUCUAGUGCUACAUCAAUAGAGGAAGAAAAUGGAAAUUAAGCCAAGAUGUUGACUGCAUAGACAGAAAAAAAGCUUCCCUCUUGUUAAGUCCUGGGAUUGGGCCUUAAGUGUCUUGCAGCAUUAUGGUGCACUCCACACAGGUCCAGCCUUGAGGCUCCUUGUAGAGUCAUGGAUGUUCUGUGUGCUGCUCUUUGCAUGAUCAGAGCUGACUUUGAGAUAUCAACUUAGUAUAUAUGUAUUAUUAACUUCGAUGUACAGAGAAUAUAUUUUAAAAUAACCAUGCAGUGAAAUUUUUUGAUACUCUUUUGUAGCCAUAUCUGGCUGUGGUCAUCUGAUCCUUGAAGCUUAUUACAUUCUAUACUAGAUGAAAACUGUUUGGGACUGACAAUCAGUAGUUCAUUCGUUUUAGGAACUAUUUAUCAGAUCUAUUUAUACUGCAAAACAAAACAGUGCAUUUGUGUUGUGUGUGUAUAUACAUGGUGUAUCUUUGUUUAACAGGAAUAUUUGCACUGUUUUACUUCCUUAGAGUACAGAUUUGUUUUUGUUACUUAAAGUGCUGCAUUUGUUGGGUAUUGUGUGAGUCAAUAUCAUUUGAAUGGAAUGUUACCAAAUGGUGAAUAAUGUCUGACCUCAAUUCUUGCAGUGUGUUAUUUGUUGCAUUCUAAACCUGCAGUGUUGUAAAGGUGUUUUUAUUUGGACAGAUGCCUGUGCAACAUCUUACUGAAAGCAGUGGAAUGCAAAGCAAUCCACCCACUAUGGAGUUUGCUUUUCACACGAAUGAAGUUUAAUUGAGCCUUUCUUGAAUAUCCUGUUGUAUAAUGACAUGCAAUAUUUUAUAUAGAUAAUUGAUUUAGCAAAACUAAACGAUAACGUUGUGCUCUGCUCCCUGACACUCACGUCCUUUUGCAGAUGGUGAAAUUUUUUUUAUAUUGCUAGCAAAUAAUUUUUGCUGUUGCGAAUAGUGCCAAAUAGAUAACCUGGGAGAAUAAAAGCUCCCUGUCAUUCGUAAAACAACUUGUUCACUACAUCCUGCCAGUGCACCUGAAUAUUCUGCAGAGACCAGCAGUGGUUGGUAAGGGAAGACAGGAUUUCCUUCAUUCCCAGGUGUACUCAUUCUCCUUGAGCCAACAACGGUAUCUGCCAUGGAAGUUGCUUUAUCAAACUUGUCAGGGACAAGCAUUUCUGAGAGGCAGCCACCCCCAGCAGUGCCCUGCAGUCCCUCCUGACGCAGGAUAGGUUCUCAUGGGUGACACGGCACUGAGUGGCAGCCCUUCUGACUACGGAACCACUUGGUCAUCUGGAAUUACUGCAAUGGGAUGUUUUCCAUUAUCUGUUUUCUGAAUCUUUUUUUCUUCCAAAGAUUUUGUACUCUUAUCUGAUUUUUUUUUUCCUAAUUCUCUAAUUGCGUUGAGACUUUUUGUGAACAUUUUAUCUAGAGCCAUAUACUUUUAAAAAUACUUCAUAUUGUAAAAAAUACCUUUACACUGGAGUAUAUGGAUGAAAGUAUAUAACAAAGACUUAUGCUAAGCAGCAUUAAAGUUACUUAAUAUAUUUA
Pipra filicauda (Wire-tailed manakin) is the source of this 2584-nucleotide messenger RNA. RefSeq names its product mal, T cell differentiation protein 2 (gene MAL2). Bases 227 to 772 code for a protein of 181 amino acids. NCBI's taxonomy places the organism in Eukaryota, Metazoa, Chordata, Aves, Passeriformes, Pipridae. Gene Ontology annotation, biological process: myelination. Gene Ontology annotation, molecular function: structural constituent of myelin sheath. Gene Ontology annotation, cellular component: membrane. The record is from RefSeq and is a predicted model, not a curated record. The transcript is spliced from 4 exons.